UCUCACACUCUGAUCGGGACUUCCUCGUACACCAUUGCCUUCUCUUCCUCCUCUUACUAAGAUGGAGUCUUCGUCGUCGUCGACAGUUGAGCGAGUAUUUCAGAAAGUAUAAGCUUUGACUCAUCCAUAUCCUGAAUUUCAGAAAGCAUAAGCCCAACUCAUUUAUACUUGAGUUCUGUGAAAUUCAGGAUAUGGAUGGAACUGCAACUUCAGCAGUACAGAGUAUUUCAAAUUUUGUUGAUGGGAAAAAUGGAGUGGAGAUCAAACUCACUUCUGAUGAAAAGCUUGAGGAUUUUGAUGACCAGGAGAACAGACCAGAAGUUAUAAUCCCUGAAGAGAUUGAGGAUUCUUGGAUGGAUCAGGUACACGAAAUAGGACACAAGGCCUCAACAGGUGGAUGGUUUGUGUCUGAGGGUGAAUCCGUUCUUCUAGCUCAUGAUGAUGGUUCAUGCUCCUUUUAUGAUAUUACCAACUCUGAGGAGAAGGCUGAAUAUAAGCCUCCUGCUGGAGUGCCAACCCACAUAUGGGGAGAUUGUUGGUUGAUCCAUGCUCCUGGUGCGGAUGGGUGCUCAGGAAGAUAUGUUGUAGCAGCAUCAGCAGGGAAUGCUUUAGAAUCGGGUUUUUGUUCGUGGGAUUUUUACACCAAAGAUGUGCAAGCUUUUCAUGUUGAGGAGAGCAGAGCCAUAUUUUCUUCAAGAACUGUUCUCGGUCCCUUACCCAACAAUGGUGCAUACAGAAGAAAUGCUUCAUCCAAAGUCUUGGCCACUGAAAACCAACAAUGGUGGUAUAAUCCAUGUGGUCCUCUUAUUGUGUCAACUGCCAGCAGUCAGAAGGCUGUUAGAGUCUAUGAUAUCCGUGAUGGUGAGCAGAUGAUGAAAUGGGAUUUACAGAGGCCGGUGUUAAUGAUGGAUUACUCAAAUCCUUUGCAGUGGAUAAAUCAAGGGAAGGUGGUAGUAUCUGAAACAGAAAAUAUUACUCUCUGGGAUGUGAACUCGCUUAGUCCUCGGGCAUUACUAUCUGUUAACACCUCUGGUCGGAAGGUCUCUGCUCUUCAAGUGAACAACACAGAUGCUGAAUCAGGUGGUGGAGUUCGCCGAAGAGUAAGUUCAUCCGAAGCAGAAGGAAAUGAUGGGGUUUUCUGUACCACAGAAGGCAUAGACGUCCUAGAUUUUCGCCUUCCAUCCGGGGUGGGCCUCAAGAUAUCCCAACUUGGUGUGAGUGUCCAGUCUGUCUUCUCUCAUGGUGAUUCCAUUUUUCUUGGAUGCACUAACACAAAAUCUACAACAAAAAAGUCCCGUUCACAAGUGCAACAGCUCUCAUUGUGCAAAGGAAGGCUUCUCAGAAGUUAUGCUCUUCCAGAUCUCAAUGCUCACUUCCAUUGCUCUGCCAUAACACAGGUCUGGGGGAAUUCAAGUUUUGUGAUGGGUGUGUGUUCACUGGGGCUGUUUGUAUUUGAUGCCUUAAAGGAUGAUGGGAUGCAGUCUUUCACUAUUGGUUAUGAGAACACACAAAAUGUUAGAGAGGUCAUCGGUCCAGAUGACUUGUACUCUCCUUCUUUCGAUUACUUAUCUUCUCGGGUUCUUGUUAUAUCAAAAGAUCGCCCUGCACUUUGGAGGCAUUUGUUAUAGUUGCAAUCAAUAUUCAUUAUCUUAUAUAACAAAUGGGCAUUUUCCCUCUAGUUUGGUGAGCUUUUCAGCCUAUUCUUCCCUCUUUUUAUUUUAGAAGUUCUUCCUAUUUUCAGUUGUAUCCUAUAUACAUUAUAUGGUUUCAGAUAUUGGAUUAGGAUCAAGCAAUUUGAAUGAUUCAA
This is a messenger RNA of Macadamia integrifolia, 1807 nucleotides long. Its product is annotated as KIN14B-interacting protein At4g14310-like. NCBI's taxonomy places the organism in Eukaryota, Viridiplantae, Streptophyta, Magnoliopsida, Proteales, Proteaceae. Gene Ontology annotation, molecular function: protein binding. Bases 192 to 1628 code for a protein of 478 amino acids. The transcript is spliced from 3 exons. The record is from RefSeq and is a predicted model, not a curated record.